This is a messenger RNA of Morus notabilis, 1664 nucleotides long. RefSeq lists its product as uncharacterized. Lineage: Eukaryota; Viridiplantae; Streptophyta; Magnoliopsida; Rosales; Moraceae. The record is from RefSeq and is a predicted model, not a curated record. Gene Ontology annotation, molecular function: protein binding. The transcript is spliced from 2 exons. The coding region runs from base 145 to 1407 and encodes 420 amino acids.
CACGUCACAGUCACGAUAACAACUUUGUCCUUCUGUGGGACGAUAUUCGCUUUUCCAACAAUUAAAUUCCCUCUCCAAAACAACCCCAAAACCACCACCAGCAAAACAAGAGCUCCUAAUUCCAUUGCUCGGAUAAACCGGAAAAUGGCGUCGCACCACCAGUCGGAGAUCGAAUCCUACGCCACCGACUCCGUCGGGUCGUCGCCACGCUCCGACAUCCACUCUCACCACGACGUCCACACGCGCGUGCGCUUCAUGUGCAGCUUCGGCGGCAAGAUCAUCCCUCGCCCGCAUGAUAACCAGCUCCGCUACGUCGGCGGCGAGACCCGCAUAGUCGCCGUUCACCGCGCCACCAACUUCUCCUCUCUCCUCACCAAGCUCUCCAAACUCUCCGGCACAAGCAACAUGAUCGUGAAGUACCAGCUUCCGAACGAGGACCUCGACGCUCUGAUCUCUGUCACGACCGACGAGGACGUGGAGAACAUGAUGGACGAGUACGACCGCGUCUUGCAGAACCACAACCCUAAAUCCACGCGCCUCCGUCUCUUCCUCUUCCGCAAGGGCGGCGAGGAAUACUCUAGAACCUCGCUUCUCCACGGCUCCGCCAAUCGCGACAACUGGUUCAUCGACGCGCUUAACAGCGGCGGCGCUCCGUCGUCUUCGGCUCUCGAGCGCAACCGCUCUGAAGCCUCUUCGAUCGUCUCUGAAGUCCCCGAUUACCUCUUCGGCCUCGACAAUUCCGACGACCCGUAUCCGAAGGCCAAGACCCGAUCCAAUUUCCAAGAGACCGUUUCUCUCACGGACCCGGGCUCGCCUGCGCCGGUUGUCUCUUCUCCGUUCUGUUCGACCGUGCAAACCAUUCUGAAUCUCCCGCCGGUGAAGACCAAGCCCGAUGAUCCAACUCCGAUACCGGAACCGAAGGAGAACCUAAUCCAUGCGGGUAUGGACACACCCAGAUUAAUUCCGGGGAAUCCCAUUAUGCAUUACGUGGCGGGUCCGAAUUAUCCGGGUCAGCCUAUACAGCAAGUACCCGUUUACUACGUGGCGAGUCACGUGCCGCAUGGGAACGUGACAAGUGUCCCACUCCAACACGUUCCAAUACGUGCUCAGUAUGUCCAGGUCCAGCAAUACCCGGUGGGUACGGAUCAGAUACCAGUCGGGUAUCAUAUUCCGGGUCAGGUGUACGGUGUAGGGUUGAGACCUGCCACGUCAUUGGACCCACAUGACGUGUCCCCUAGGAUAGUUCCAGUACCGGUUCCAGAUGGGGUGGGCCAGCACUUGGUGUAUGGAGUCAGAAACGGUGCGCAUCAAUUUCCGACAUAUCCGGGUAUGGUGGUGUCCGCCGGGGACGAUUUGAGAGGGUCCGGACGCGAUUUGAAGACGGGUAAGGUUUCUAAUUCAUCUUGAUUCAGAAUAAAAAAUGAUGGUCGGCGUGAUUGAUUGUUUUGUUUUUAUUUGUUUGUUUUUGGACUUCAAAAGAAUGAUUGUUUGGAAUUGGUAUAUAGUUUGAAUAGUUUCCAGCUUUUGCCAAAUUUGUAUAAACUUUUGCCUUGGCGGCUGAGGGAGGGUUGAUGAUUGAACUGUAAUUAGUCUUUGGAUUUUUGUUUGUUACAGUUCGUAUUGUAUGAAUUGUGUUGAAAAUGAAUGGUAAACAGAAAACUACA